Tupaia belangeri chinensis (Chinese tree shrew) is the source of this 1533-nucleotide messenger RNA. Its product is annotated as zinc finger protein 385D-like. Gene Ontology annotation, molecular function: nucleic acid binding; zinc ion binding. Lineage: Eukaryota; Metazoa; Chordata; Mammalia; Scandentia; Tupaiidae. The record is from RefSeq and is a predicted model, not a curated record. Gene Ontology annotation, cellular component: nucleus.
ACGUGUGCACCAGAUGGGGAGAGCGAGCCUGAGUUCAUGCCAGAUGACUUCGAAGAAAAACCAGAAAGAGAAAAGAAACACACCAACUUUACUUUAUGCAACGUGUGUAACAUUCAGCUAAAUUCAGCCGCCCAAGCACAGAUCCACUACAAUGGCAAAUCACAUCAGAAGAGAUUGAAGCAGCUCAGCAAGGGGGUGCGAGAAGACGACAACGGUGGAACAUGCCAGAGUCCUGCUCUCCCAGCCCUGGUCCGUCCGUCAGCCCCACCUCUGCAACCAUCGCUGGAUAUUAAACCAUUUCUUCCCUUUCCAAUCGACACUGCUGCCGCAGUCAACCUCUUCCCCAAUUUUAAUGCGAUGGACCCGAUUCAGAAAGCUGUAAUAAAUCAUACAUUUGGGGUUCCUCUUCCUCAUCGAAGAAAGCAAAUCAUAUCAUGCAACAUUUGCCAGUUGAGAUUUAAUUCUGAUAGCCAGGCUGCGGCCCACUACAAAGGCACGAAACAUGCCAAGAAGCUCAAAGCACUGGAAGCCAUGAAAAAUAAGCAGAAAUCUGUAACUGCCAAGGACAGCGCAAAGACUACCUUCACCUCCAUCACUACCAACACCAUCAAUACCAGCUCUGACAAAACAGACAGUACCACAGGGACACCAGCAAUAUCGACGACGACAACUGUGGAAAUCCGCAAGAGCAGUGUUGUGACAACUGAGAUCACCUCUAAAGUGGAGAAGAGCCCCACAACAGCCACGGGCACCAGCUCGUGUCCGUCCACGGAGACUGAGGAAGAAAAGGCGAAGAGGCUUCUUUACUGUUCGCUCUGCAAGGUUGCUGUCAACUCCGCCUCACAGCUGGAGGCGCACAACAGUGGUACUAAGCACAAAACCAUGCUAGAAGCUCGGAAUGGAAGUGGGACGAUCAAAGCCUUUCCUAGGGCAGGAGUGAAAGGCAAAGGACCGGUCAAUAAGGGAAACACAGGCCUCCAAAACAAGACAUUUCACUGUGAGAUCUGUGACGUGCACGUCAACUCGGAAACACAGCUGAAGCAGCACAUUAGCAGUAGAAGGCACAAAGACAGAGCUGCUGGAAAGCCCCCCAAACCCAAAUACAGUCCUUACAACAAACUGCAGAAGGCAGCGCAUCCACUGGGGGUAAAAUUAGUAUUUUCGAAAGAACCUUCCAAACAACCAUGGGCUCCACGAAUUCUCCCGACCCCACUGGCAGCUGCGGCAGCAGCUGCGGCCGUGGCAGUGAACUCCCCCUUCAGUCUUCGAACUGCUCCUGCAGCAACCCUGUUCCAGACUUCUGCACUUCCUCCAGCACUCCUGCGGCCAGCUCCUGGACCCAUUCGGACCGCCCACACUCCUGUGCUGUUUGCUCCUUACUGAAUUCCAAAUGGGAGUCCUUGUACUGCAAUAAUUUUUCAAACAAAAACAAAACAUGAGAACUAUGCAGUGUUUAUUUAUAGUUUAAAGUAUAUCUGAAGAGCCAGGACUUUUGAUAGUGAAUGGAAAAGAUUAUAAAAAGGGUGGGAGUUU